Molecule: messenger RNA, 456 nt
Organism: Plasmodium inui San Antonio 1
Lineage: Eukaryota; Apicomplexa; Aconoidasida; Haemosporida; Plasmodiidae
Exons: 1
Coding region: 1-456 (151 amino acids)
Source: RefSeq, a predicted model, not a curated record
AUGAAAGGGAGUAUUAAUUCUGAAGGGGGACAGGGGGACGCUGAUCAUGUUGUGAGAGAGGAAAAGAUGGGCCACGAAAGGGACGAUCAAAGUCAGGCAAAAAGUGUGACCCUAGAUGGAUUGAGUAGUUUGAUCCCCAAUGGAGUGCAACUCCCCCAUCAGGGUGCUCCCCUCAAAUGGGGGGGAAUGAACCACCACGUGAGGAUUACCCAACCGAGUAGCCCCAGCAAAGAGAGCGGAAGUGAGAGGAAGAGUUUCCCACUGAAAAGCAUCUUCCUCACCCCUAUCACAAAACACACCAUACUAAGGAGCAUAAGCGCUAUAAGACAAGGCAUCUGUGCGAAAUGCGCCAUGCCCGGACACCCACUGGGAGGAACAGGAGCGACAAGAAAAACCGAACCAACCAUUAAAUCUCUGGUAAAGUACUCUUUCCAAGCGAAUGAAAAAAAAAAAUAA